UUUCCGGCGAGACUCCACUCGACUCGACUCGACUGAGAUAAAGGAAAGAGAUUGGAUUUAGUUAGGGUUUCGGUUUAGUCUCCAGGAAAGCGAAGGAGAAGAAGAAAAAAAUCCGAAGCCAAGGUCUGUAGAAGAUGUCGUCGACUCUCCUCGAGCAAACUCGUUCCAAUCACGAGGAAAUUGAAAGAUUGGAGCGAUUGGUUGUGCAAGAUCUACAGACCCAGCCGCCGUCGAGCAGGGACAGAUUGGUACAGGGCCACCGUGUUCGCGGCAUGAUUGAGUCUAUUAUGCUCAACACCGAGAAACUUGUUGAAACCUAUGAAGAUAAGGAUGGGGCGAGGGAAGAUGAGAUAGCAGCGCUUGGUGGCCAGAAUGCGACGGGGAAAAAUGUGUAUGAUGCAUUUUAUGAUCGUUUUAAAGAGAUACGUGACUAUCAUAAAAAGCAUCCUUCUGGACGUCUUGUUGAUGCUAGUGAAGACUAUGAAGCACUCCUGAAGGUGGAACCAGUUAUUGCGUUCAGUGGAGAGGAAGGCGUUGGUCGGUACUUGGACUUGCAUGAUUUGUAUAACCAGUACAUCAACUCGAAAUUCGGGCAAAGGGUUGAAUAUUCUACUUACCUUGAUGUUUUUUCUCAACCUGAGAAAAUACCCCGUAAACUAAAGUUUUCAAGGCAAUACAGGAAGUAUAUGGAGGCUCUGCUAGAGUACUUGGUGAACUUUUUCCAGCGAACCGAGCCUUUGCGAGAUCUUGACAAAAUACUUUCUACGGCUGAGACUGAUUUUGAAGAGCAAUACGCAAAUGGAAAAGUAGAAGGCUGGGAGAAGGAUAGCCAGGAAAGCGAACCAUCGCAGCAUACUGUCAUAGAUCUUGAUUACUACACCACAGUUGAGGAGCUGAUAGAUGUGGGACCUGAGAAACUAAAAGAGGCGUUGGGGGCUUUAGGACUGAAAGUUGGUGGUACUCUGCAGCAGCGUGCGGAGAGACUUUUCCUGACAAAGCAUACACCUCUGGAAAAGCUGGAUAAGAAACAUUUUGCCAAACCUCUCUACAAUGGGAAACAAAAUGGAGAUGCCAAAGCAACGCAGGAGUCUGAAAGUGCUAAAGAAAUUGCACUAAUAGAGGCUAAAUUGAAAAAGCUCUGCAAUUUACUGGAUGAGACAAUCGAAAGGACCAAACAAAACGUUGUAAAGAAACAGGCUUUGACGUAUGAAGAGAUGGAGGAAGAGCGCGAGGGUGAGGAAGUUCGUGCAGAAUCAGAAAGUGAUGAUGAGGACGAUCAGAUCUACAAUCCGCUGAGGCUGCCAAUGGGCUGGGAUGGGAAGCCUAUACCAUACUGGCUUUACAAACUUCAUGGACUUGGCCAGGAGUUUAAAUGUGAUAUAUGUGGGAACUAUAGCUAUUGGGGAAGAAGGGCUUUUGAGAGACAUUUUAAAGAAUUUCGACACCAACACGGAAUGCGUUGCCUGGGAAUCCCAAACACAAAGAACUUCAACGAAAUCACUUCGAUUGAGGAAGCGAAAGAAUUGUGGAAGAAGAUACAGGAGAGGCAAGGAGUGAACAAAUGGAGGCCAGAACUUGAAGAAGAAUAUGAAGAUCGUGAAGGUAACAUAUACAACAAGAAGACUUACACUGAUCUUCAGCGUCAAGGUCUCAUCUGACUGAUCACAUACUUCGGUUUUUAAGGGUCUCUCUACUUGAUGAACUUAUUCCUUCUUUACUGUAUCGCUAAAACAUUUCCACCUUUCUACUUUGUAAAAUCAAACCAUUCGUCAUCCAUCUUUUUGUGAAUCACCGGUUUUCAAUUUUCCAUUUAAACAGUGCCGAGAUUUAGAUAA
Molecule: messenger RNA, 1835 nt
Organism: Eutrema salsugineum
Lineage: Eukaryota; Viridiplantae; Streptophyta; Magnoliopsida; Brassicales; Brassicaceae
Product: splicing factor SF3a60 homolog
Exons: 11
Coding region: 135-1658 (507 amino acids)
Biological process (GO): mRNA splicing, via spliceosome
Cellular component (GO): nucleus; spliceosomal complex
Molecular function (GO): RNA binding; zinc ion binding
Source: RefSeq, a predicted model, not a curated record